AUGUUGAUGAUAAGAUGUUGCAGAAAAGCACUACGACAUUCAACUACAAAUAGAUGGUCAGUGGUAUUUAUACGGCAUAACUCGUUGACUGAUCCGAAGAAGAGAGAAACAAUCCAUCUCGCAAUCAACUUAUUAUUUCCAAAUUUGGGUGAUCCUCAAUAUAUCCAACGAUAUAGAGCAGUAGACAAGCAAAUAGUCAACGCAGUUAAAACUGAAAACAAAACCAAGGGAGAUUAUAAUGUGGAUAUUCCUCAAGAGCAGACUAACCACGAUGUAAGCAGUGCUAAAGACUUGGAAAGGUUGAAAACAAUGAUUAUGAAAUGCAAGAAAGAUUGGGACUGCAUCAAAGAGUCCUUUGUUACAACCUCCAAGUAUCAGUUGAUCGACACAAGCUUUACACAUGGCGGUCACACGGCCGUUUAUGAGUCGGAGAAUGAGUUUUAUAACGAAGUUUUGCAACUUGACAAGUUCAAUCUGAAUGUUGAGAUUAGUCCAUUAAUAUUUUGUCCAACUUCGUACAGCAUUGACAAAUGUGCAACAGCACUAUCUGCGAGAAAAUGUGAAACUGGUAAGCUUCUUGCUCAUUUGAGAAAUUUACAAAACGUUGGACGGAUCGCUUUAGGAGUUUAUUGGCGAAAACAUCUAGGAAAGGAAUUGGAUUCGCAAGAGUUGAACUAUACCAUGCUUGUGGCUGCCUCCGGUAUAUACAAUGCAUUGGAUAUUCGGCUACGAAAGGUCAUUAAACAUUCAAUACAUACAGGUUUGCAGUACAGUUUGGUAUUUUAUCAAUACUUGGGUUUAUUGACUGUUCAUAAUGGAAAAUUGUCACCUCAUUUCAUUCUCAGUAUGGAAAAGCUUCUUGAGAAGAGUCGAAGAGAGGAAUAUGUUCAAACGUCAAGGGUAACCAUUGCUGAAAAGAUGGCUAAUGUUGAUGACACGAUCUCAACUUUGCCCGAAAGUGGGAAACGCAACCUAAAGAAAAUGUUUCAAUUUGCUGAACACACAUUGAAGUUGCUUGGUAAAAGGGUUGAGUUACUUGAAGGCCUCACUUCCAAGAAAACCGAUUUGCUCCUUUCUGUCAAGAAACAGUUUCCUGAGCUUAACGAUGAUACAAACAUGGCAAAUUUGGGGUACCUAAUUACGAAAGAUUACAGAAAAUAUGCUUUAGAGUUCUUGGGGAUUGAGGAACCCAGUCUUGGCUUUGGCACUAGACAUCAAUUGGUAAAGAUUUUUGGAGCAUCCAAUUUCGAACUACCGGUAAUUAGCAACGUCAUUCCUCAAACGGCCUCGCCCUAUCAAAUUCGAGCGCCUAUCAUAAAUCCCAAUUUGACAAACAGAAUUCUUCUUUUGAGCAGAAGGUUGUAUUUUGGUACUUCGGAAAACGGAAAAUUCAUGGGACUGACUAUUCAAAACUUUGAGCUAUUUGGUCGUAUAUCGUAUUCCUAUUUCAUCAAGUUGGCUCUUGAAAGAGUGCAAUCGGCGACCUUGACUAACGACCAAUUGUUUAAAAUUCGUGAAUUAGCCGAGAGUCUUUCAUUUAAGGCGUAUAUUGUUGAUUUGAUGAAAUUUUUCGAUAAUCAAAAACAAAGAUUGACAUAUAUGCUGAGUAUCGAGCAAAUUCGGUAUGAAAAUUUGAUCUACAUUGAUCAAUUUGAUCUGAUAUUUGCCUGUUUAUCCGAAAGACAGAAGGAGAAAUGGUGUCACGAUUUAAUUGCCAAAAUUGUUACAGUCUUGACACAAAUGGAUUGGCAAUACGUUGACGAGUUUCUUUCAGAGGUAAAGGCACAAUUAUUGAAACGUCAAGAGUAUUUGAGUUCAGUGCAUUCUUCUCUGUCACGUCUCAAAUCUAGUUCAAUUUUGCGCAAGUUGGCUAGACUUCCAAUGCCCGUCAAAAGUACGACCCUGUAUUACAAUUUGGGCAUGGAAUACUUGUCUUUUCUAAAUGUUAAAUUUCACAUUUCUUGCCCAUUGAAAGUCUAUAGACGAUGUCUCGACUUGUUUGAAGAAAACCUUCUACGGUCAAUUGGGUUUGACAAUGUGACGCGUCUAGGGAAUACAAUAAAUGACACGAAGGACGACUCAUUAGGCUUGAGUGUCAUAAAGAAAACGACAUCACAGAAGGAGACAUUGGAAACUUCCUUUAUGGGAGUUCAAGUGGACCGGAAACUAAGGUUUCGCAUGGGAACACCUGGUGAACCAUUUUGGAAUUACAAAUCGAGCCAAUUGACUCCCCCCAGAAUCGAUUUUGACGCUACGAUGAAUAAGAUUCUAUUGGUCAAUCGCAAAAUUGCACCAGAGUUUCUCAAAAGGAUUGGAGUAAAUGACCCUGAGGUUACCGACACUUUGUUUAAAUAUGAUGAUCUUGGAUUCCGAUACUACCGAUAUAUGAUUCUUUACACUUUAACAAAGUCAAAAUUGUCUUCCAAAAUUCAGGACUCAGUUUUCAAUAUUUUCACUGACAAAGUGUUUAAAAGGAAGUUGAAUACUGUCACGGGUGUACUGAAUUCAUUCUACGGUGAUUUGAAAGCGAAUCACAUCUAUCAUGAACUAGUGGCCAAGCUUAUAAACUCGGACUAUCUUGAUCUUUACUACCACCAUCAGAUUUUCAAUCAAUUCAUUGCCAUGCAAUACAUGAGCAACAAGAGCAAAUUGAACAACUGGAUCUGUGGGUUGAUUGAUCCAUUGAUUAAACUUUUGGAGGAGUGUGCCGAUGACUAUGACAUGCAAGCUGUGUUGUUUCAGUUUGAACGUGCCUAUCAAAAGUAG
This is a messenger RNA of Lodderomyces theae, 2766 nucleotides long. RefSeq lists its product as uncharacterized. The coding region runs from base 1 to 2766 and encodes 921 amino acids. The record is from RefSeq and is a predicted model, not a curated record. The transcript has a single exon. NCBI's taxonomy places the organism in Eukaryota, Fungi, Ascomycota, Pichiomycetes, Serinales, Debaryomycetaceae.